AUGUGGGCAGAAGCCCCUAUGUACAGUUAUGGCUGGUCGCCACUAGUUGUGGCACACAGCCUGUGGCUGUGUAGUGUGGCACAGGUUCUCCCGCUGUUUCUGGCCUUGUCUCUGAUACCUCUUGUCUUCUGCUACCUACAAGCCAUUCCAAGUUUCCUGCAUUCUACCUCUUGCCGCGUGCAACACCCAAAAAAGAAAAAGGUGCCUAUUGUCACUAGUUCCCGGCUGCAGCAAGAAAGCCUUUUCCUGCUUCGUGUGUGUGACGAACUUCCCCAGAUUGGACCCCCUUUCUGCCGGCCUGGCCUUUUACCCUUUGCUCCUUCCCCCUUCUUCUGCUCCUUGUCUGCUCUGCCCACUCCCAUCUGUCCCCCUUGUAAUAUUCAGGGCAUAAUACCAGAGGACCAGCAAGGACCAAUACUGGAGAGGAAAGCACAAGUGCCAACGGCUCCUUCCCCAUCUCCAGCUAGGCCCACGUCGGCUAAAGGCCAAUCUCAUCGCGUCCGCACCUGCCACCAGACUCCGUCGCGCAAGCGGCAAGAGCAUCCAGGUCCACUCAACCCACAACCCACUCGAGGGCCACAGUCACCUCACCUCACCGAGCGCACCUUCUCCUCUUCUCCUACACAGGGCCCAGGAAGCGACAGCUCUCGAACCAUUUCUCCUAAGCCGCCCAAGAUGAGCAAAGCAGCUGCCGUUAAGGAGGCUGUCAAGGAGAGCCUCCUUGGCGCCGAGGAGCCCGUCCAGCUGUCUGCGCAGACAAAGGCGAGAUUCGUUGCCAAUGCUGUCAAGGAUGAGGUGUCAGGAGAGCUCUACAUGGGCCCCGACGAGUUCACCAAGGCUGUUGCGCCCGAGGAUGAAGAUUUCCUCCGAUAUCCCUCCGAUGAACCGACCACUCGAUCCAUUUUACUGACUCUAAACCCAACACCGCAGCACAAAAUCAAGCGCGAACAGUACGGAAUUCUCUUCGGCAUCGCCGACCGUAAGGGUUCCGGCAAGAUUACCCUCUCCGAGUGGGCCGCCUUUGAGAACCUCCUGAUCAAGCCCGACGCCGAGUACGAGAUCGCCUUCCGCCUCUUCGACGUCGAUAGAACCGGCAAUGUCAAGUACGAGGACUUCCGAAAGCUCUAUGAGCUAAACAAGGGCCCCGACAGCAUUCCUUUUGACUGGGAGUGCGAAUGGGCCAAGUUGUACAUUGGCAGCAAGAAGAAGCGCCAUCACAUGGACUACCCCCAAUUCUCCCAGAUGCUGCGUGGUCUGCAGGGCGAGCGCAUCCGCCAGGCUUUCCAGCUGUUCGACAAGGAUGGCGAUGGAUUCAUUGACCCCGAGGACUUUGAGCGCAUUAUUCGCGAGACUUCCAAGCACAAGCUCUCUGACCACCUUCUCGAGAACCUGUCGACUCUUUGCAACAUCUCGCUUGGAAGCAAGGUUUCCUACGCCAACGUUCGCGCCUUCCAGAACAUGAUUAAGGAGAUUGAUCUGGUUGAACUGAUUGUGCGCCGUGCUUGCGCCAAGAGUUCCGACGGCAAGAUCACAAGGACGGAAUUCCUCAACCAGGCCGCCAAAAUCACUCGCUUCUCCCUCUUCACCCCCAUGGAAGCCGACAUUCUCUUCCACUUCGCCAGCCUUGACGAGCCCUCUGGUCGCCUUGGCCUCGGCGACUUUGCCAAGGUCCUCGACCCAUCAUGGAGAAACGCUGCCUACGAGGCUGACGAUGCUGCUUCGCAAGUUCUUGCCAAGAGCGCCGGAGCUUCCAAGGCUGUUCUCGCAUCGAUUCUCGAAUCCGCAUACAACUUUGGUCUCGGUAGUUUGGCAGGUGCCUUCGGAGCGUUCAUGGUCUACCCCAUUGACCUUGUAAAGACCCGUCUCCAGAACCAAAGAAGCGCCAGACCGGGAGAAAGAUUGUAUAAGAACUCGAUCGAUUGCUUCCAGAAGGUGUGGAGGAACGAGGGGCCCCGAGGCCUCUACUCGGGUGUUGUACCCCAGCUCAUUGGUGUUGCGCCAGAGAAGGCCAUUAAGCUGACGGUGAACGACAUUGUGCGUACAUACUUCACCAACAAGGAGGGCAAGAUCUGGACUGGCCAUGAAAUUCUUGCUGGUGGUACUGCUGGUGCAUGCCAAGUUGUCUUCACAAACCCCCUCGAGAUUGUCAAGAUUCGUCUCCAGGUCCAGGGUGAGGUCGCCAAGACUGUUGAGGGCGCGCCCAAGAGGUCGGCUAUGUGGAUUGUGCGCAACUUGGGUCUCGUUGGUCUCUACAAGGGUGCCUCCGCGUGCUUGUUGCGUGAUGUUCCCUUCUCGGCCAUCUACUUCCCUACUUACAGCCACUUGAAGAAGGAUCUCUUUGGCGAGUCUCCGACUAAGAAGCUGGGAGUUGUCCAGCUGCUUACCGCUGGUGCCAUUGCUGGUAUGCCCGCUGCCUACCUCACCACCCCCUGCGACGUCAUCAAGACUCGUCUUCAGGUCGAGGCUCGCAAGGGCGAGGCCACCUACACUGGUCUCCGUCAUGCUGCCAAGACUAUCUGGAAGGAGGAGGGCUUCCGCGCCUUCUUCAAGGGCGGCCCUGCCAGAAUCUUCCGUUCUUCCCCGCAGUUCGGUUUCACUCUCGCCGCCUACGAGGUUCUGCAGAACGUUAUCCCCUAUCCCGGCAAGCCUGAGAGCUCCAAGGUCCACACCGGUGUUGGCGAUGCCAUCUCUACCUUGAAGGAGAAGCUCGACACUAGCCCCUUUGCCCGCAGCCGCAACGCCCUCAAGAUCAUCUUGGACAUUGAUGAGGACUUUGGAAAGGUCAAGGUCCCUAGCCAGGAGAGUUGGAAGAAGCUUCCUGCCUUCAUGCAGACGAACGAAAACACCUCUUCAUGA
Molecule: messenger RNA, 2856 nt
Organism: Colletotrichum lupini
Lineage: Eukaryota; Fungi; Ascomycota; Sordariomycetes; Glomerellales; Glomerellaceae
Exons: 5
Coding region: 1-2856 (951 amino acids)
Biological process (GO): aspartate transmembrane transport; L-glutamate transmembrane transport; malate-aspartate shuttle
Molecular function (GO): calcium ion binding; L-aspartate transmembrane transporter activity; L-glutamate transmembrane transporter activity
Source: RefSeq, a predicted model, not a curated record